UGCAAAUAAUCUCACUCAUGCAUUCUGUUUUUUUUUUUAAUUGGAACCACAUCUCUGCAAGUUCUGUUGCUUCCAUGUGUUAGCUCUGCGAAUACAGAUGGAGUCGAUGAUGCUGAUGUAUUCAAAACCCGUCCAAGGUGCUUUCCACCGACUCUUUUUUCUCCUGGGACCUGCCCAUCAGCUUCUACAUCUCAAGCAAUGUUGAUUCUCUCCUGUCCUUCCAAGUUGCAGCUGCUGGAGGGGAUGCUGAAGAAGUGCCUCCCUCAAGCACUUGCGGUCCAUGGUGCAGUAAUGAACAUAAACCGUGGGAACCCAGUUGGCCAUGAGGUGAUUGUGGAUUCAUGGCCAAAAUUCAAAGCCAUCCUCACCCGACCACGCAGAGAGGUUGUCUCAGAUGACUCAGAUCACUAUGUCAAUGUGUAUGCAGCGUUUUACCAUGAUCCUAAUGUCUACCGGACACUGAUGUUAGAUACAGAUGCUGUCAACUGGGCUCAAUCCUUUCGCAUCCAUGGGAACCAGGAUGGGAUAUAUAAAGUCUUCCAAGAUUCUGCCACCAGCAAGCAUGAGCCACUGUCAGUUACUUCUUAUAUCACCUAUACGCACCCCAACCCAAGUAUACUUCCUGAGUACCAGUUAGAGCCUGGUUUUACAAUGUCCUCCCUGAAUGCCUCUCAUGUUGAUCUGCUGAACGAAACAUGGAACUAUGGAGGCAAUGAACAAAGUCGCCAUUACCUGGCCAGCGUGGUGCAGCAUUUCUUCACUACCUGCGUCAUGGACACUGAUUGUCAACCUAUCAGCUGGAGCACAAUGGAUUUUCUUGGUGCAAUGGCAAACACCUACACACUGCCAUCACACCGUGGAAAGCACUAUUCAGCCAUGACAAUGAGGGCACUGGCCAUGAAAGUCCAUGCAGCUGGCUACCCUGUAUAUGGCAAUGUUGCCCUAAGUAAUGUCCACAUGCAGAAGAUACAUGAACAUCGGGGCUACCAGAAAUUGUCUGAAUUGUAUCAUAUCUGCUUCCAUGCCAAAAUGUAGCAAUGGAAACAUAAGAGGGGUUUCUCUGUCUGUCUCCCUAAGUCCCACUGCCUUCCAGGCCGUUCAAGUUAUAACUCUGAUAUUGCUCUGAAUGAGAGGGAGAGACAGAGAGCCCUCCACUGACCUCUUUUAGUGGCUAAUCAUUAAGGGUUUUCCUUAAAAUUUUAAUUGUAUUUUUAUGUAACAUCAGUUCUCUUACAAUAAAAUGAUUUCAGAGAUAAGGGAUCUAGAAUUUUAUCUAUGUCUGAUCUGUAAUAAUAUAAUAAAUAGUAAAAUAAUAAAACUUUAUUUA
Molecule: messenger RNA, 1327 nt
Organism: Sceloporus undulatus (fence lizard)
Lineage: Eukaryota; Metazoa; Chordata; Lepidosauria; Squamata; Phrynosomatidae
Product: glycine N-acyltransferase-like protein 3
Exons: 6
Coding region: 199-1035 (278 amino acids)
Cellular component (GO): mitochondrion
Molecular function (GO): glycine N-acyltransferase activity
Source: RefSeq, a predicted model, not a curated record